This is a messenger RNA of Prinia subflava (tawny-flanked prinia), 2558 nucleotides long. RefSeq names its product sodium- and chloride-dependent GABA transporter 1-like. The coding region runs from base 47 to 1849 and encodes 600 amino acids. The transcript has 14 exons. Gene Ontology annotation, biological process: neurotransmitter transport; sodium ion transmembrane transport. The record is from RefSeq and is a predicted model, not a curated record. NCBI's taxonomy places the organism in Eukaryota, Metazoa, Chordata, Aves, Passeriformes, Cisticolidae. Gene Ontology annotation, cellular component: plasma membrane. Gene Ontology annotation, molecular function: gamma-aminobutyric acid:sodium:chloride symporter activity.
UGCUCCUCCAGCCCCUCAGCAAGAGUGGACGUACAUCUGAGUCACCAUGGGCAAGAUGGACAACACCUCCGUGGAGCUGAUCUCUCCCUCUGAGGUGAAGCAGGCAGCCCUGGAGGAGCCGGAGCCCAUCAGCGCUGAGGUCGUGAGCACCAAGAAGAAGAAGAAGGAGAUCCCAGACAGAGGUUCCUGGAAGGGGAAAUUUGACUUCUUGCUAUCCUGUGUGGGCUAUGCUAUUGGUCUGGGCAACGUCUGGCGCUUCCCUUAUCUCUGUGGCAAGAAUGGAGGAGGGGCCUUCCUUAUCCCCUAUUUCCUGACACUGGUGUUUGCUGGGAUUCCUCUCUUCCUGCUGGAAACUGCUCUGGGCCAGUAUACCUCUGUUGGUGGACUGGGAGUCUGGAGAUUAGCACCCAUGUUCAAAGGCGUGGGACUGGCAGCCAUGGUUCUGUCCUUCUGGCUGAACAUCUACUACAUUGUCAUCAUCGCCUGGGCUCUCUACUACCUGUUCAACUCCUUCACUGCGGACCUGCCAUGGCAGAACUGUGGGAAUGCCUGGAACACAGACCGCUGCUUCUCCAACUACUCCCUGAACGACACCACCAACCUCACCAGCGCUGUCACCGAGUUCUGGGAGAGGAACAUGCAUCAGAUGUCCGGAGGCCUCGGGGAGCCUGGCAGCAUCCGCUGGCCCCUGGCUGGCACGCUGGCCCUGGCCUGGCUGCUGGUCUACUUCUCCAUCUGGAAGGGUGUGGAGUGGACAGGCAAGGUGGUGUAUUUCUCAGCCACCUACCCCUACUUCAUGCUUUUCAUCCUCUUGUUCCGGGGAGUCACACUGCCAGGAGCCAAGGAGGGGAUCCUCUUCUACCUCACGCCUGACUUCAGGAAGCUCUCUGACUCUGAGGUCUGGAUGGAUGCAGCCACUCAGAUCUUCUUCUCCUAUGGCCUGGGGCUGGGCUCCCUCAUUGCUCUGGGCAGCUACAACACUUUCCACAACAACGUCUACAGAGACUCCAUUAUUGUCUGUUGUAUAAACUCCACCACAAGCAUAUUUGCAGGAUUUGUUAUUUUCUCUAUCAUUGGCUUCAUGUCACACAUCACAAAGAAGUCGGUGUCAGAGCUGGCCUCCUCAGGCCCUGGGCUGGCUUUCCUUGCCUACCCUCAGGUUGUCACACAGUUGCCCUUGUCCCCACUCUGGUCAAUCCUCUUCUUCUCCAUGCUGAUGAUGCUGGGUCUGGACAGUCAGUUCUGCACUGUGGAAGGUUUCAUUACAGCCCUGAUGGAUGAAUAUCCUCGAGUCCUAAGAGCCAGGAAGAAGAUCUUCAUCGCAGUAGUCUGCUUCAUCUCUUACCUCAUUGGAUUCUCCAACAUCACCCAGGGUGGCAUUUAUGUCUUCAAGCUGUUUGAUUACUACUCAGCCAGUGGCAUGUGUCUUCUCUUUCUUGUCUUCUUUGAGACCAUCUCAAUUUCUUGGUGUUAUGGUGUGAACAGGUUUUACAGGAACAUUGAAGAAAUGAUUGGCUACAAGCCUUGCAUCUGGUGGAAGAUCUGCUGGGCCUUCUUCACACCUCUUGUCUGCCUGGGUGUGUUCUUCUUCAGUGUGGUGGAAAUGACCCCUCUGACACUGGGAAAGUACAUCUAUCCUGCGUGGGGACAAGGCAUCGGUUGGCUCAUGGCCCUGUCCUCCAUGGUUCUGAUUCCAGGGUACAUGCUCUACUCGUUCUUCACCUCAAGAGGGACUCUCCGGCAGCGUUUGCAGCAGAUGACGCAGCCCAGGCCCGAGGCGCACGCCCAGAACAACGGCCUCCAGCCAAAGACGUCCCUGAAUGGGAGGAUCUCGGACGCCGCCGUGUAGGAGGGAAGCCCGAGCUCCUCGCCCUGCCCUGUAGUUGCUCACUCCACAUUGUCCCUCGAGCUCCUCUGGCACAGCUUGCUGUCCCUGGCUCUGCAGUGGCUUUCGCUUGUCCAAGAGAGGACCUGGUGGGGGAACCUGCUCAUGGCUCUUUCUCCUGGCAUGGUUGACUAAAGCCCUGAACAAGCUGCCGCCAGGGCGUUGUGAGGUGACCACCUUCAUCCUGCAACAUCCUGGUCCAGGCCCUCAGGGAGGAGCAGCUGCUGCCCAUGUCUUUCUCCUCCUGAGGAGAGGUGGUGUCUCUAGAGAGCUUAGACUGAUUGUUAUCCACUUGCCUGCUUUUCUUGCCUUUCCGUGUGAAACUCCACAGAGCAUCCCCCAGCACACAGCUGUGCUUCACCCCAGAGAGAUCCCUGUCACCAGGUUCGAAUCCCAGAUGGCUGUUGAUUGAUGGAGCAUAAAACACCAGCAAAUACAUAACUGGAGGGGAUGUGCAGAACAAAAGAUUCUAGUGCAGAAAGAGGGAUUCUAGUGAGGAGUCCUGCAUGUUAGUAGCUGUAGGACAUCACCCCACACCUGGAGAAGGGCUUGGGGACAGUAUGUGCUGCUCACAGUGCAAUGUUUCAUCCCUGCAGUCUCCAGAUACGUUUGCUGCAUCCAUUGAGGCUGGCACUGUGAGCCAGAGCCCAGCAGAACAGUCAGCAUUUCUUUU